AUGGCAAGCAAGUGGACGAUGACGCAACUUCGAUCGUGCGGUCACAGCUUCAAGAACUUUCCCAUGGCAUUGUACGCAGUGGACGUUACAUUUCAAAAAACGAACGCACCAGUUGGCUCGUUUGCGGAGAAGAAGCGGUUUUUCAGCAAAAAGCAUGGCCAGUACGGUUUGAAGGUUGAAGUCAGCGUCCUUCCCAAUGGUUAUGCCAUCAACGUCACCUCUGCCGCCCCUGGAAGCAUCGCCGACUUGACCAUAUGUGAAGAAAAUGAAGGGUUUCAUCUGGUCAUGUUGGCGAAGCGUCCAGAUGAGGAGAGCAUGCACGACAAUGGUCGUCAUCAGGAACAACACCCUGGUUCGUGGGCUCUUUUAGCUGACAAGGGGUACCAAGGGCUGCAACGGAGACUUCGUGCCAUUACCCCGACCAAGAAGCCUCCUGGCGGUAUGCUCUCAAGCAGCGAGCUUGUCCAAAACGACAAAAUUGCAAGUGACCGAGUCAUCGUGGAAAAAGUUUUUGGGCGCCUCAAGACUCUUUGGGCAAUUGUUAGCGAUACAUACAUGUGGAAGCGCGAGAAUUACGAUAUGUUCUUUGGGACCUGCGUGGCAUUGACCAAUGUUCAUAUUCAAUUUAUGCCGUUGCAGCAAGAGGAUGGUGAUGAGUACAAUCGUUACUUGAAUCGAAUUCUUGAAAUUGGUGCCAGCAUGAAGGCAAGGCGCUCAAAACUCGCCUCAACCUCGCGCGAAAAACGCAAAAUGCGUUUGUCCACACUGAUUCCUUCGGUGGAAUCUUUUGACGAAGUGUACUACGACAGUGGUGAUAAUAGCGGUAUUUUUGAUGAAUGA
Aphanomyces invadans is the source of this 840-nucleotide messenger RNA. RefSeq lists its product as hypothetical. The coding region runs from base 1 to 840 and encodes 279 amino acids. The transcript has a single exon. The record is from RefSeq and is a predicted model, not a curated record. Lineage: Eukaryota; Oomycota; Saprolegniomycetes; Saprolegniales; Verrucalvaceae.